AUGUGGCUUGUACUAUGCGGCGCACCGUAUCAUCACCUCAAAUGCGGUUAUCCCGCUCCCAUCGCUUCCCUCCCACAGCUGUUCACACACUUCAUUGAACAGCUCAAUGCGGCCAUGUAUGCUGAGGGCCGCCACAUCGUCAUUCUCCUCGACAACGCGAGCUCGCACAUGCUCAGGAGCGAGUUUGGGUGGAGCGAAAUAGUGUGCGGCCUUCGCACGACCUGCCUUAGCAACCUACGCCUGGUCUUCCUGCCGCCUAACACGACGGCCUUCACCCAGCCGCUCGACCAGGGGAUAAUUGCAACCGCCAAGGCGCGCUACCGCCAGCACUGGUUGCGGGCCUUCACGGCGCUGUGGAACGCGGACGGAGCCACCAGCUCCGCCGCGCGGUUUCGCCCGAAUCUGCGCGACGUCCUGGCGUGGCUCUCGGACGCGUGGACAGGCAUCGGUCCGCGCACCAUCCAGCGGUGCUGGUGGCGUACGGGGUGCCUCCCGCAUUCGUGGGCCAUGGAGCUGCCGCACGUGCAUGACGACGAGCCCACCCCGUCCGCCUAUCCCGAUAUCGAGCUUGAUGACGAGAUAGGCGACGUCGGGACUCUCAUCUCUGGGCUUCGUCUCGGGCCUGGGGCGAUGUCCGCGGCUGAUUACGUGGCCAUCGACGAUGGUGAGCCGACGUGCGCCGAAGGCGCGGCGGAUCCGACUGAGCCGGCGCGUCGCACGGCUCAAGCGGCGUGCGAGAUGCUCAUUGGCUAUGCGCGCGCCAUCAGCAUCCAGCCGCGCGACCUGUGCCACCUUUUCGACAUCUGCAACCCGGUGAUCAUUGCGCGCAUGGAGCGGGCGAGCCCGCCCAUUAAUCUCAACGUGACCCCGUCGGUGGCGCGCACGCCAGGCGCAACACCGACGCCUGACUCCCUGCGUCCGCGUGGCCGAGUGCUGCAUGGCUGGAUGACCCAGCCUUCCCGCCGUCAGCAUCUGCUGGACGCCGGGGUUGGCGCCGUGAUGGGCGUGUACACAGACGCGGCGGAGUGGAUGCGUCUGUGA
This is a messenger RNA of Closterium sp. Yama58-4, 1041 nucleotides long. The record is from the annotation of a GenBank genome assembly. Lineage: Eukaryota; Viridiplantae; Streptophyta; Zygnematophyceae; Desmidiales; Closteriaceae.